AUGAAUAUUUCCAGAAUUUUGUCUUAUGCCUUACUCAUCAAGUUCGCACGGAGAAAUGAUGUGCGGCGGCCUCAUGUGCGAGAUACAGAGCAUGAUUCUUCAUUAAGACUUGGAAUCAAAAGAAGGUAUUCUCGCGGUAACAGUAAUGUAGUCAAUUAUCAAUCUGGAGAACAUAAGCGAAUUAGGAAGUCUAGUUCCAAUUAUGGAUAUCCUAGUACAGAGGAUCAUAAUUCUGAUGAAGAAUGGCAUUCAGGGAUAAACAGAAAUAUUCCUCGUAAAGUAACUAAUUUGUCUAGAAAUUCUUCAAUGGCUCGUGUUGCUAAUAUUCGACCACAUGGUUUUAGUAAUCGGUUUCAUGGACAUGAUUCUAAUCAAACAGCCACGUUCAACAAAUAUAAAAAUUUCAAGAUAGAUGUAAAUAAUGCCAACGCCGAUUUGAAUAAUGAACAACUUUUAAUGAUGUAUUAUAAUCAUAUGUACCAACAGUAUUACAGAACAUAUACAGCUACAGCUCUAUCUUUAUCAAAUUAUCCCAAUGCUGAUUUACUACCUGCAGUUGCAGCAGCAGCUGCUUCUAACAAUUCCAGCAUCCCGCCGGAUUUGGUCUCCCUGAGAUCAGUACUAUCUGCUGGUGGUAGCGCUUACGAUUUCCCUAAAUACGACCAUCAUGCGGAUUUACAUGGGAGACGGUUUAAGAGGUAUCAUAGGCAUGGAUCAUCGAAUGUUUCCUCUCACUCACCGGAACAACGACGGGACUCGAAUUCACGGACUUUUCGAUCUAAUAAGACAAAUGAUUCUUCUCAUUCCUCUGUAAAAAAUGCAUUACCCAAGGGAAAGAGAGUUAAAAAAGGUGGUGAAUCACCUGUCAAAGUAAAAAAAUCAGAAUAUAAUUCUGGUGAAGAAGGGAAAGACAGUGAUCCGGAACGCGCUGAUAAUGAGCAGUUUUGUGAUGAUAAUAACUCUGAAAGUGAGAACGAUACAGACCAACGUGAAUCGUCAUCUAGACGUGUGGUUCGCAGACGCUCAACUGUUGAAAGCGUAUCAAACAAACAAGAAGCGGAAUCAGCUCACAUUGAAGAUAAUUCUAAAAUAGCAACGUCAAAUACAUGUGAUGUAGCUGAUGUAUCGAAACAGUCUAGCAGCGGGGUUAACAAUGAAGUCAGUACAACAGAGGUAGUGUCAGCAAAUGAAACAGAAUCCGUUGAAGAAGGUGAGGCUAAAGAUGAUGAUACUUAUGGUGAAGAGAGUGAGGACAAUGAAGGUGUUGUAGAAGAGUCGUCUAGUGAAAAUGAAGCAGACACUUCACGGGAAACUUUGAAUUCAGAUCAACAAAAGCCGAGGAAAGUCCAUAAUGAUUCGGAAUCAGAGUCGAAAGUACAAAAAGCUUCUAUAUCAAAUUCUAAUCGUGUUGUAAAAGAAGGUAGAAGACGUCAUGUGGAAGUUUUACCAAAUGACACUUUACUUCCUACGUCGACUGAGUUUGAACAUGAACGUGGACCACUUUUGCCCACACCAGUAGAUGUUGAUAGAAGGCAUCCAAAAUUUCGUAAUCCUACUGAUCUCCCAUUAUUCCCUGGUUGCCCUACAACACCUCAUAUUCCUAAUGUUUUAGAAGCUGCUGCAAUUAUGUCAGGUCUUUGUCCAUCUUUAUUUCCAUCUGUAAAUCCAUCAAAUUUGUUAAGUACGCUUAGAUGCCCACCAGUUGACUUUGCUCCACCCUUUUGUGAUUUAUUCAAUUUACCUAAUCCACUUGAAUUUCAAAAACAAAUCAGUAAUUUAAAGUUAAACUCUCACCCACCUCAACAACCAGACUCCUCUGAAUCUAGAUCCAAGUCGAAAUCUCAACGAAAUAAACAUGAAAGUUUAAAAAGCAGAGGUGGUGAUAUCAGAAGCAAUCGUUCUGUAUAUAAACAGUAUAAUAAUAAUACAAAAUCUCAGCGAGCACAAAAUAAUUCAUGUGAUUCUGAUAGUCACAGCUCUUCAGGAUCUGAGUACCAGACUAGCACAGGACAUGAAUAUGUUAGUAGACCAAUCCCUCCAGAAAAGUGUCUGAUCGAUCGACCGAAAAAUAAACAUUCAGCUAAAUCUUCAACAAGCCAGAAAGUGAAAGAGAAGAUUAGAAAAGAACAAGAAGUGGUCUCAAAUGACCAAGCUUUCCCCCGAAGAAGUAGCAAAUAUAUGUCUCCUGAUGAUGAUAUAUCUGAUCAUUCAGAAACAAAUUGUAACAAGCCUUUUUCACGACUUCCACGUGGUCCAAGGACACCUUCAAGUCCACCAUUAUCUUCUCAAGAUGAAGAUGAAUCUGGUGGUGCAUACUCACAAUAUGAUUUGUCUCGUGAAUCUUGCUCCAGAGGCGGCAUGACCAAUAAAACUCGUCGUCAGCAUGAAAUAACUAGUUCUGUAUCAGGCCAUUGUUUAAAUUCAUCAAACUCAGAUGAAAAUUCAUCCAGAAGGAGACUUGAAAUGUGUCGAAACCAGGUAUCAAGCAAUUGGUCUCCUAAAACCCGCUCUUCAAAUCAUCCUAAUGCUAACACUGUACGUUCUCGAAAAUCACAUGGUUCUAAUCGCUCCAAAUCAUCAUCCACUUCUUCCGCAUCUACUUCUCGGUCAUGUUCUUGUAAAGCACCUAACGCUUGUAAUACUUCAGGUAAAAAGAGGUCUAGGAACAGAAGUGCUUAUCGGCAUAUUACACAUUCCAAUGUAGGCAUAUCCUAUGAGAACAAUUCCCCGAAUCAAUCAUCACAAUUCACGCACCUUCGCAGAGGUGAUACAGGCGAUAGCAGUGAUAGUUCAGAUCAAAGGAGUCGUGCAUUACCUGCAGCUUACGCAAAUCCUCAUCACACUGACCGGCGUCAUUCAUCUCAUUCGUUGCAGGAUGUUCAACCUCUACCAGCAACUUCACUUCGUCGUAGUUCAUCAUGUUCAUCCUCUUCAUCUUCGGGUUCAUACCACCGCAUCCGUUCUAGUUCUAGUUUUCCUCAGGAAGAAAGUAAAUCGCUAAAUGUAAGCCAGUCUGCAUCUACACGUCACUCCUCCUCCUCAUCAGCAUCAACAUCUCAUUCACCUCAAAGAAGUGGAUGCAAUGUAUCACACUCACUACGACAAGGUUUUAAAAGAAAGUCAAAAAGGCGACAAAACAACGCCAAAAGUAACAAUGACGGUGAUCGUGACGAGGAGUCUAGUCGAAAAAUCCAAUCUACAAAGGAAAAGAAUAAAUUAUCAGAAUCAUUUUAUGAUAGAAGCUCUGAUUCUGCUGAUGAUGAGGAUGAAUACAAUGGUAAUAAUAAUCGAAAGUCAUCAUCAAAUCUACAACUUAUAUCUUCUGAUGAAUCACCUCUAUUGAUGAGUGAUGUCAGUUCUUCUGAUACGGAUGUUAUUGGUUCCUCAUCACUAUCACAAAGUGAAGUAACCCCCUCUGGCGAAUCUUCUUCUUUCUCCCCUAUUGUUACUGGUGCUCGUCAUAAUUAUUCGCAUCGUAAGAAAAGAGGAGAAAAGUAUAAUAAAGAUUCAUCAAAACGAAAACCAUACACUCCCGACUCAUCGUUUACGGAUAGUCGUAAAUAUAAACAAAGUAAAAGUCGACAUGAUGAAUCUAUUGAAAAAAAACAAUCUGUUAACAAGCGUAAAAGAGCUCUGCUUUCACCACCAAAAAGUUUAAAAUCUGUAAAUAAAGUUUGGAGGUCAAAAAAAAUGUAUGAAGAUGAAGUUCCCACUGUGUCAUCACGACAUCCUCAACCUCCAUUAAACAAAAAAUCUUUCCAUGCACAGACUGUCGUCAAGCCAUCCAGUCGUUCCAAUUACGGAAAGAAACGAAAAGAAGGAAGUUCAUCCUGGUCAACAACAGCUGCACAUGAACGUCGUCCACGUGAUAAUAAACAAUAUCAUGGUACUAUUCACAGUGACGUAAACGAUAAUAAUCCGUCCAGAUUAAGGUCACGAUAUAGACAUUCAAAUAACGAUAAAGAUGUUACUAGUGGUCGACAUAAUUAUCCUACCAGAGAUUAUAUUGCAAAACACCAAAACACAAAAUCCAGUGUACAUGAUUCCAAGAUUCAUUGGUCUAAAAGUGGAAAUACUCGUAGUUUUCGUCCACCUGUCCCUCCCUCUACAAGUCCCCAGAAUCCUAUUUCACGGAGUAGAAAACACCCAGUAACCACAUCAAAUAGUCGUCAUCAACAUACUCAGAAGGGAAAGUCAGAUAUUAUUUGGGAACCUGGUCCAAAGAGUGUGAAAAAAGCAAAUAUGUAUUCAAGCACUGUGUCCAAUUCUAAAGCCCUUUUGAAAACCCCUGAACGUUCACGGCGUAUAGAUCGCCGUAGUCAACACGAAUCUUCCAGAGGUUCUGAAUCGCGGAAUUCCGAUUCUUCUAGCAGUUCAUCGUCUGCUGAAGAAGACGAUGAUGAAGUUGUUGACGAUGUGGAUGGACAUUUAAUCUACAGUAUUGGUGAUAAAAUAUUGAAUCGAUAUGAAAUCGUUAAAACACUUGGAGAAGGUACAUUUGGAAAGGUUGUUGAAUGCAAAGAUCAUGUACAAAAUCGUCGAAUUGCUUUAAAAAUUAUUAAAAAUGUGGACAAAUAUCGUGAAGCUGCUAUGCUUGAAAUAAAUGUAUUGAAUUUCUUAAAUGAACGUAGUGCAAAUGUUGAGCAUUUAUGCGUAACUCUCUUGGAUUGGUUCGAUUAUCAUGGACAUAUAUGCUUGGCAUUUGAUAUUCUUGGCUUAUCUGUAUUCGAUUUUUUGAAAGAAAAUAAUUAUGUUGGUUAUCCAAUGGAACAUGUUCGUCAUAUAUCCUAUCAGCUGUGUCAUGCUGUGCGCUUUUUACACGAUAAUCAAUUAACACAUACAGAUUUAAAACCAGAAAAUAUACUAUUUGUAGACUCUGAUUAUAUAUCAGUGCAUAAUCGUAAAAAACGUAGACAUGAACGUAUGGUCAAGUGUUCUGAUAUCCGUUUAAUUGAUUUUGGUUCAGCAACAUUUGAUUAUGAUCAUCAUUCCACAAUUGUGUCGACACGACAUUAUCGUGCUCCUGAAGUUAUUCUAGAAUUAGGUUGGUCUCAACCAUGUGAUGUUUGGUCUAUUGGUUGUAUAAUGUUUGAAUUGUACACUGGUUAUACGCUUUUUCAGACACAUGAUAACCGUGAACAUUUAGCUAUGAUGGAACGUACUUUAGGCCAUAUUCCUUAUCGGAUGACUAGAAAAUCACGAACUGGGUUUUUCUAUCAUGGACGUUUGGAUUGGGAUUUCUAUAAUCAAGAAGGUCGUUAUGUCCGUGAGAAUUGUCGUCCAUUGCUUUAUUUUGAUACAUCUGGCAACCUUUUGUGGGAUGCACAAUCACGUGAAGCCAAAUAUGUCAUGACACAUUGUCGUCCAUUUCGGCGUUAUUGUAAAGAUGAAAGUCAAGAUACACUAGAUCUGUUUGAUUUAAUGUCUAAAAUGUUAGAAUAUGAUCCAGCGGAUCGCAUUCCUUUGUCUGCAGCCCUGACACAUCCAUUCUUUUUACACUUACCUUCACAUCAACGGUUAACAUACACGCAUCCAUCCGAUACACUUGCACUGCCGAAUGAACGUCGUACGUCACGUACUGGUGGUGGUGGUGGUGGCGGCGGUGGUGGUAAUCAACCAACGAUGACAGGGACAAAUGGAUCUUCAUCCUCCUCGUCAGUAUCAUCAGAUGUUAGGCGUAAUCGUUAAGGAUAGAUAAUACUAAUAAGAAAAAGAAUGUCAACUAUAUUGUCAUAUUGUUAUUUAUACUGUCAGUUAACAGGUCGGAUUUCUUUCUUCACACUUUCUCUCUUCUUAUGCUUUUUUUGAGGGAGACAUUUUCGAUGUGGAUAGUUUCCGCCUAUUUCAUCCACACUCAUUAUUGUUAUAGUAUAAUACAUAUGUAUAUGUAUCUAUCUAUAUAUACUCAGUUUUUUCAUGUAAAUAGCUUUGUUAUGCUGAUUGAAUUGAAUUAUUUUUGAGAAUACACUUUAUCCUCUCUUGUUGUCUUUUUCCAACCAUUACUUCUAUCUUUUUUAUGUGAAACCAUUCACACUUUUUGUCAGCACUAACUCUAAUUUCUCUCCAUUACUUCCUUACCUAUCAUCAUAGAUAUGCUUGUUUCUUUUUCGGUGUAUGUGUGCGUGACAGUGCGUACGUGAUCAUUAUUUCUUCAAAAACUUCCGCUGUUUUUACAAGCGAUGUAACUUUGGGUGUCCUUGUGCGUCCGCGUUCACUUACUGUGAAUCUUUUAUCUUUUUCCCCUCUUCGAUGGAGUUUUCAUCGUGUGUGUUCCUUUAUUAUUGUCCUUCUCUCUCUUUGCUCGCUGUUUUUUAAAUGAAUACAAGGGAAAUUGAUGUCAUUUUAUAAGAAUACUGUUUAAUCGUAAUCAUUGUGUUAAUCGUACGUGUAUUUGUGUCUAUUAGUGUCUUUCCUUCUUUUCGAUACACACACACGCAUACUUUCGUUUAUACGCGUAAAUCUGUAGGCUUCUGCUGUCUGUGGUGCUCUCUCUGUGUAAUGUAGGUUAACUUUGAUGUCUUAUUAUUUUUUCUGUGCAAGCUUUUUAAGGGGAGAAUUGUUAUUCUAAUUAUCUCAAGCUUACUAAUAUGCGCCUAGAUGAGUGUAGGUUGCACGUGAAAUUUUCUUAUUAUCUCCCAAUCUACAAUGAUGCAUUAUUUCUUAAUACUGACAUAUUGCUUCAUGUACUCUUUUUUAUUUUUCUCUUAUUCAAUCCUUUUUACACCUUUUCAUCAAAUAGUUAUUUAUUUUCACUAAUUUUAUCUUCGUCUGCUCUAUUGUUCGAGGAUGCUUGUGUACAGCAUCGCUGGUGCUGCUUGUUGAGCAAAAAGACAAGUCUACUACUUAUUCAAGAUGUAUGUGUGUAAUUGAGAUUUAUUUUACAUUUAUCAUUUGGAUGAGUCUCUUCUGGUUGUAAGAUCUGCGCAUCUGUGGGAAUGUGCACUCGUUCUUAUAAUUACACUCAUAUACAUGUACGAACACGUGCUGACCUCUAGAGGCUUUUUGGAACCUUGAACCUUAAUGCUCUUUUAUUUCUUCACUCUUUACUUCUGUCUCUGUGUGUGUAUGCGUGCUUUCCUCUUCCAACUUUUAUCUUCUGAUCAAAAGGUGGAUAGUGGAAGAAUGCAAAUUUUGUCAUCUGUUUUUUUUAUUGUUAUGUAUUCGAUUGUAUGAAUAGUGAUG
This is a messenger RNA of Trichobilharzia szidati, 7182 nucleotides long. NCBI's taxonomy places the organism in Eukaryota, Metazoa, Platyhelminthes, Trematoda, Strigeidida, Schistosomatidae. The record is from the annotation of a GenBank genome assembly.